UAUGCAGUGAGAAACAAAGACAGAAUGACUCUUGUGUCGACUUGUGUCGAUUGUGUCUCCUAAAAGGAAACCAGCCUAAUCUGAUUUUCAUUUUCUAACCUCUCAAUAGAAGGUUAUCUUUGACGUGUUUUGAUAAUUGACAUAUACUGUUGUUGCCAAAAUGGUGUUACUUGAAAAUGAGACGUUCUUAGCAGAGUUAACCAAAUUGUUUGAUAAGUCGCGUCUUUCUGGUGCCGUGUCGCUAACAAUAAAACGAUUUGAUGGACAUCAUAAACCAGUACCUAGAAAAGGCAGGGCUUCUUUGCCAACUCCAACAGAGUAUCUUUGCUUAGUUAGAGCAACGCUACGCAAUAAAAAGAUUUCUACUAUUAUUCAUUCCAAAGAUGUAAACAAGUUCCAGCAAGCAUAUUGGAACUUAUUAAAAACAAAUAUAAAUGGAUUGAAGAAGCUCAAGAAAACAAAAUCAGCAAAACCAAAAGUUCACUGACUCAUGAAUAGAUCACAGCGAUUGUUUUUUUUUGUUAUAACUUUUGUACUAUGUUUGCUAGAUAUAUAGUGACAUUUUUGCUAUAACAAAAAAAUGUGUUUUGUGCAACAUAUGUAUUUUGUAUUGACUAGUGUACAAAAGAUUAAUACUGUUAUAAAGUACACAUAUGCAACCACA
Messenger RNA from Pseudomyrmex gracilis, 664 nucleotides. It is a transcript of the gene Srp14, whose product is annotated as signal recognition particle 14 kDa protein. Gene Ontology annotation, cellular component: signal recognition particle, endoplasmic reticulum targeting. Gene Ontology annotation, biological process: SRP-dependent cotranslational protein targeting to membrane. Gene Ontology annotation, molecular function: endoplasmic reticulum signal sequence receptor activity; 7S RNA binding. The record is from RefSeq and is a predicted model, not a curated record. The transcript has 4 exons. NCBI's taxonomy places the organism in Eukaryota, Metazoa, Arthropoda, Insecta, Hymenoptera, Formicidae. The coding region runs from base 161 to 487 and encodes 108 amino acids.